UGCUGCAACAUAGAUUAGAUAGAAUGAAUGCAACGGGCGUAAAGAAGACUUCCUGUUAAUGCAAACAUCGCAGCAGCAACUGCCUGACACAUCUGGACUUGGAAAAAGGGGGGGGGGAGGCCUGGCUGUAGUGUUAGCGAGCUGCUGAGGGGAAUGGACAGCAUCUAAAUGCCAACCUGCAAGACGGUGAGUGUGGCGGACUGCGUCUUUGGCAUGGACUGCUGAUCGUAGUGUGAUUGUAAUGUCGACGCGUCGGUUCCCUUUCAGUGCUGUCGACAAGCUGGAGAAACAUAUCCAAGAGAUGGACGACGGCAGCUACAUCGAGUUUGAUGUGCCGGAGUUCAGUAACACGGUUCUGACCCAACUCAACGAGCUGCGGCUUCAAGGAAAGCUCUGUGACAUCAUUGUUCAUAUUCAGGGUCAGCCGUUUCGAGCUCACAAGGCCGUCCUGGCGGCCAGUUCACCCUACUUUCGUGACCACUCGGCCCUCAACACCAUGAGUGGCCUUUCCAUUUCAGUCAUUAAAAGCCCCGAGGUUUUUGAGCAGCUCCUUGCGUUCUGCUACACGGGUCACAUGUCUCUCCAGCUCAAGGAUAUUAUUAGUUUUCUCACAGCGGCCAGCUUUUUGCAGAUGCAGGCAAUCAUCGACAAAUGCACCCAAAUCCUGGAGAGCAUCCAUUCCAAGAUCAGCCUCCCAGUUAGUGCCGGUAGUCCAGAUAAGGAAAGCUCACAGAUCAGUCGCAAUGGUGUCAAUGACAGCAACCUGUUCAUAAACCCUACCCAGAUCUCCCCCCCUUAUUACCCCCGACACAGCCAGGGGGCCAGCGAAGCUCGGUCGGAGCAGGCAGGUAAAGGCCCGGGACGCGUGCGGCAGCAAGAAGAGGGGCAAUCGGAUCGCGGCAGUAGUGACGGCGUGUCAGAGCACGACGCAGCCAUGGAGGGAGACGCCGAACAAGUAGAACUAAUCGGCAAAGAUGGGCAAGUCACAGACGUGCAUAUAAAAGUGGAGAAAAACGACAGGCCGUCGUACUCUGAUAGUUCCUCGGCUGGCGACGAUGGAUACCACACAGAGUUUGUGGAUGGAGAACAGAUUGUCGCUGUUACUGUGGGUUCCUACGGUCCCGUAAUCCAGCCUGCCACCUAUUCUUACUCAGGGCUGUCCUCCUCCUGCUUUGUCAACCUCAGUAACUCCAGUCCUUCUCGCUCCAUCCUUAGCAGCUUCAGAGGCGGGAGAGCCAGAUCAAAGCGCCCAGUGGCUAUCCCCGCAGGAGUUCUAAGUCAAAUGAAACCCAACUCGGAUGAUGCUGAAUCCGCCGUCGGGUCUGCAGGGUUGGAAAACGAUGUGCGAGAGCGCAGCCUUCGGAGCCAGUGGUACCCUUACAACGAAAGACUCAUUUGCAUCUACUGUGGAAAGACCUUCAAUCAGAAAGGGAGUCUUGAUCGCCACAUGCGUCUGCAUAUGGGAAUUACCCCCUUUGUUUGUAAAUUCUGUGGCAAGAAAUACACCAGGAAAGACCAGCUGGAGUACCACAUCCGUGGCCACACAGACAACAAGCCCUUCCACUGUCAGAUCUGCGGUAAAUGCUUCCCAUUUCAGGGCACCCUUAACCAACACCUGCGGAAGAAGCACAUGGGAGCAUCGGAGGUUAGCAAUCAUCUGGACUCCCCAGAGAGAACCGAGGAUAGCUUAGGUCAAAAGGAUCACGGGGAUGCGCCGGAGGGGAUGGCGUAUGAGGCGCAGUAUGCAGAAGAGGCACCAGCCAAUGAUAUUGACGUGAGUUCCAAAUGCAGUCCGGAGGAGGCUCAAGCAUCCAGAUGUGAUUUUUAAGGUCCUGCUUCAGGUUCAGGAAGCUUUAAGAAAUGAUUAGUUAAACUCAGCUUAAAGGACUCAAUUUUUUUCUGGAAUCCCUCUGCUACAGACCUUUCUUGAUACAAGCGUUUCUGUCAGUUUUUUUUUGUAAAAUCCAUGCGGAGAAUGAGUGAAAGAAAGUGGAUGCUUUAUAAUAGAAAUUGUUUCAAGCAAAGGGAGUCACAACGUACUAUUUUUGCGGUGGUCCCAAUAAUCACGACCUCCAGUUGAUUGCUCUUUUUAUCUUUCCAUGUUUUUUUAAGAAAA
This is a messenger RNA of Cyprinodon tularosa, 2116 nucleotides long. It is a transcript of the gene zbtb34, whose product is annotated as zinc finger and BTB domain containing 34. The record is from RefSeq and is a predicted model, not a curated record. Gene Ontology annotation, molecular function: protein binding; DNA-binding transcription factor activity, RNA polymerase II-specific; RNA polymerase II cis-regulatory region sequence-specific DNA binding. NCBI's taxonomy places the organism in Eukaryota, Metazoa, Chordata, Actinopteri, Cyprinodontiformes, Cyprinodontidae. Gene Ontology annotation, biological process: regulation of transcription by RNA polymerase II. The transcript has 2 exons. Bases 242 to 1828 code for a protein of 528 amino acids.